Molecule: messenger RNA, 5738 nt
Organism: Mugil cephalus (flathead mullet)
Lineage: Eukaryota; Metazoa; Chordata; Actinopteri; Mugiliformes; Mugilidae
Gene: lin7c
Product: lin-7 homolog C (C. elegans)
Exons: 5
Coding region: 143-748 (201 amino acids)
Biological process (GO): neurotransmitter secretion; protein localization to basolateral plasma membrane; maintenance of epithelial cell apical/basal polarity
Cellular component (GO): basolateral plasma membrane; synapse; cell-cell junction
Molecular function (GO): L27 domain binding
Source: RefSeq, a predicted model, not a curated record
GCCUAGCCUAGCCGGCUAACUUUGCUAAUCUGAUUUAUCGGUCUGAGUUAAGCGCACGUAAACGUUAGCCAGGAUUACCAAUUUUAGUUAUCCAUAUCUUAAAUUUAACGCAAUACCUACUCAACAUCAAAUACGACAAGCGAUGGCGUCACUCGGGGAACCCGUGCGACUGGAAAGAGAUAUCAACCGUGCUAUCGAGCUGCUUGAUAAACUCCAGAGGACGGGGGAAGUGCCUCCCCAGAAGCUGCAGGCGCUACAGAGGGUCUUACAGAGUGAAUUCUGUAACGCCGUCAGAGAAGUUUACGAACACGUGUAUGAAACGGUGGACAUCAACAGCACUCCUGAGGUCAGAGCCAACGCCACAGCUAAGGCUACGGUGGCAGCUUUCGCAGCGAGCGAGGGACACUCACAUCCUCGUGUCGUGGAACUGCCCAAAACAGAAGAAGGUCUGGGUUUCAAUAUCAUGGGCGGAAAGGAGCAAAACUCCCCUAUUUACAUCUCGCGAAUCAUCCCGGGAGGCAUCGCCGACCGACACGGAGGCCUGAAAAGAGGCGACCAGCUCCUCUCCGUCAACGGGGUGAGCGUGGAAGGCGAGCACCACGAGAAAGCCGUGGAACUCCUCAAAGCUGCUCAGGGCACGGUGAAGCUGGUUGUGAGGUACACCCCCAAGGUCCUGGAGGAAAUGGAGUCACGCUUUGAGAAAAUGAGGUCAGCGAAGCGCCGGCAACAGAACAACUAUCCCCAGUAGGAUUUUUUUCCGAGUUGAUGCCCAGCUCCCAUGUCUCUCCUCCUCUAGCCCUCUGGCCAUCUGUUCUGGUCUCUUUCUUAUCUCCCUGCCCAUUAAAAAAAAAACAAACAUGCCCAAGUUUAGUUUUAGCUCCUACCCACACUUACUGUAUAAUGUGCUUCAACACUCUUCUGUAGCAUCUUUUGAUAUCCACCAUUGUUACUGUAGACACUACGACUCUAGAUGAACACUAGAACCAUCAUGAUUGUCAGCGUGCGUCGCACCGUGUGCAAUUACUUUGACAAUUUGAAUGAGUACUUUUAGACACAAACUAUACAACUUCUUUGACUGGAAACUGAGGUAGUGUUUUUAAUUCUUUUAUCACAGCCACUACCAAGUGCCUCAGGGCAAAACACGUUUAUCUUAUGUACUGUUCUCUCAUUUCUUUUUUUGUCUUUUUAAACAGUUUGAGUACCGGCGAUUAAAUGCUUGUGGCAGGAAUUACUACACGCUUUUCAUCCGUUCAUCCGCACAUUUCAUGUAGUGCAUAGUGUAGGAUAUGUAAACGUCCUUUAAUCGUGCAACGGCUCCACGGACGCGUCGGGAACAGGGAAGUUUUGUAGUAGGAGUCGGCCACAGUUUACAUUCAAGUACGUUUCGGUAACAGGCGAAAAAACCACAGUGAUGCCACUUCAGAUUCCUACAGUGAUGGAUUAUCGUUAAGGUUUUUCUCCGGGGCGUCCGCCGUCUUUUGAGUUUUUCUAGCGUCACCGCCGCGCUAUAAAAAGCUCAGCAGCUACUGUAAGUGAUGUAAUGGGGUCUCGGCAGCUCAUGAACUAAAUUUGCUGCCACCGCGGAGACUCUUAUUUUUUUACUUUUUAUCAAAAUAAUAAAACCUUCGCAAGUUUAAACUCCGGAGUCAGCGCGACACGAGAUGAAAACCCCGCGAUUAAUUUGUCUUGACACAAAUAAGGAAUGUGCCCCCCCCCCUUAAACCCCACCACAUUUUUAUUUUUUGUUUUGAGUCGGUUACCUAACGUUUGUCUUUGAUCUCUGAUAAAAAUUGUUUGCAAUGAAAGUAAAACUAGACGUUUGUAAUAUCAGUCGAAUCAUGUCAAACUCUCUGUUCACGAUAAUGCCUGAUGUGACCUCUCAUCACUCUUUUAAUGAAUGAAACUCACUGACUCGAGACUCUACAACAACAUUUGGUGUUUAAUGCUGUAAAUCUGUUUGCACUGGUUUAUCACUCAUUGUAUUUUUAACAUUUUGUGACUGUCUUGCAUAACAAAAGUGUGGCUUAAAUGAAACGUUCAUGUGGAUUGUUUUUUUUUUGUUUUGUUUUUGUUUUUUUUUAAUUAUCCUGGAAAUCGGUCACGUUUUAUUGAGGGUUGGUUUUCAAAGCAGAACACGACAUAAAUGUGAGGAUAUGUUUAAAAAAAAAAAAACAAGAACAAAACAAAAAAAACAUACAGGACAUUUAUGUAAUUUACAGCAAUAAUUUUUAAAAAAAAUGUCACAGAUUUAUUCUCUGUCUCGACACUUUUGUCAUUUUUUCUUUCACCAUCGCUGACAAAUGUCUGCACCUUUUUCGACACUCCGUAUGUAAUAUACAUAUUUAAAUAUAUAUAAACUGCACAUCCUGUUACAAAUGAGACUGAUGAUGAUAAGAAUGAUAAAGACAAAUGUUUUCUUACUGAUUACUGCCAAAUGAGUUUGUUGUGGACGGCUAAGACGGCGUGGACUCGGUAAACUCCCACAUUCACACAAACAACACCUACACACUCUGAAUAUUUCAUAGAGCUGAAGUACCUGCAUGUUUCACACUGAUACGAGAAAACGACUAAACUUUUGUGGAUUAUUAAUAUUAAAUAAACCUUUUUUUUUUCCUGAAUGAGAAGCUACAUGUCAAUCAAACAAGCUGACGAGGCAAGAAAGAAACCCCCCCUCAUCCUUAAAUCUCCCACUAAGAAUAAAAAGGAAUGUGAUUUAUUUGUAAGGGUUUAUUGUUUUCAUGGUGGAUGUGAUAUUCCCAGGCUUUAGCUGACUGAGCCGUGCUACAUCCCCGGUGUGAAGGACCUAAACGUAGUUUGUGAUGCAUAAAUGAGACGGUGGACGAAGAAAAAACACUUGAGCCGCUCUUUCUAGGUUCGUUCUCUGAUCUCGAACCGUGAGUUUUGUCAUAAUAAGCAGAUAUCCAGUGUGGUGUGACGUAACGCCUGCUUACGUAGUCGUACAGUUUUUUUUUUUUGGGAUCAAAGCGUUUGAAAGUAGGUCGUUGCUUUUGUGGUGUAGUUGCCUCCUCUGCUUUCUCUUUCCUUCAUUUGGCGUUUCUGUUAUUUUAUCCACCACCUCAAAUUGUAGAUAAUCGGAAUUAGAAAAAUCUAUAAUGCACCUGUGGGCGUUCAGUGAUCCGAGACGUGGGGAUUCUCUCUUUAUUUAGACCGUUUGUCCUUAAAAGGAAGAUUAUUGUACAUCCUUAAUGCACUGAAAUCCUCACCAAGUGCUAAACAGCAUUGGUUAGCGAAGAUGGGAUAACAAUCACGCAAUAACUGGAACUUUAAAUGAACUUUGCAGAAGUAAAAAUCUGGGACUUUUGUCUGUUCCAGUCAAAUCUUAGUCCAGAUUUCACACUUUGAAUGUCCGAUUUUCUUCACUCGAGUCAUUUUUAACAAAAUGUACGUGCUUGAAAAAAAUGCUUUAAAUAUUGCAAGAACAAAAAAAAAAAAAAAAGUGCACACAUCCCGGUUGUAGUUAGUGGAUGUGCUCACUGUAAUACAUCAAGAAAACUGCUGAAACUGUGGAACAAAGGAUAAGAAAUGAAAACACACCUACACUACUGUAAAAAAAAACAACAAAAAAAAAACAAAUGCAAAUCCUUUAUCUAUGCAACGUCAAAACUCUAUCGGUGCAGACAGUUCAAAGUCGCCAUGAACCAGAGAUAGAACAGGCCACGCCCCCCUCUCCCUCUCACAAAAAAAUAGAUCCGUUCUGAUUGGUCGGCUCCAGUGGCCUGAGCAGGCUCCGCCCCUUUAUGUCGGAGCCAAAGGCCUGGAGACGGCGUAGCCUACGCCAGCGUGAGUCUUUUAUACCCGUGUGUUCGUCAGUAACAACGACAAACACUGGUCGGUGCUGUGUCUUUUUUUUUUUUUGUCAGUUUUGUUUCUACUUCGUGUUUCACUUUGAACAGUUGCUUCGUUUCUGUCAUUACUCCUAGAAAUGCGCAAAAACCUGAAAGACGCGAUAAAAAAAAAAUGAUAUUGGAAACGCCUACGCAAAUAUCUAAAGCUAAAACACUUUAACGCUCUCGUGAGUUGGUUUUUCAGACGUGUCGAUAUAAAAAGUGUAUCGCAAAAGUGCAAUUGGAAACGCGUUGUUCGCAAUUGACCCACAAGUCCAUCCUCCGCAAAGUCCAGUCUCUCUGGUGUGACGGGAAUUUAAGAGAAUUAUGGGAUAUCGCGAGAUGAGACUUUACGGGAGUCGCAGCUUAUUCCCAAAACAAAAAAAAAAUAUAAAGUAUUAAAAUUUCAGAAAUAUCGCUUUUAAAAUAUAAUGGAAACAAGGCUAAUUGCGACUGAAACUUUUUUUUUCCCUCCGAUCACGAGUCCUAUAAACGUCUGUACCUCCAGACUUCCUCGGUUAACAUUUACUUACCGAUUCUUAAUUGGUCCAAAACAAUCAUUGUGAAAACUGCAGAGAUGGAGACGCAGCCGGAAAUACUAAACAGGAAAUACGCCUCCUAGUUCAGGAUGAGCCAUCAACGUUUUUCCUAUCGUUGUCCAGGAAAUUAAACCCUAAAAUACUAUUAAUACUACGAUCAGAAAACUUUUUUAUUGUCAAAGUCAUGUCCUGGCGCAUGUAAUCAUAUAAAAACCCAGACUUUGACGUCGUGGGGACUUUAACGCUGCGUGGACAAACUCGUGGCGAUGAAACAUUGUUAGGAGACAUUUAUAGAGAAUGUAACUUAAAACCUACACGUGAUAUUAACCUAAAAGUCAGAAUAUUUUUAGAUUUGUUUCCUUAUUUAUGGGCCGUAUAUAACAGACUGUAAUGUAGUGUUGAUGUACAUUGUGCUAUGACUCCUCCCAUUGGAACCUUAUCAUAACUACAUUAUUGUGUGUUACAUAUAUAUUUUUAAAUAUAUUUGUACACUGAUAUACAUUUUGAAAUGCUAAAAAAACAUUAAAAAUAAAUAACGAGGGAUUUAAAGUGAAGCGCUAGUGUAAAAGUGAAGGGGUUUGAGUAUAGUUUCUGUUUGAGGCAGAAAAGUCUGGUUGUACAUAAAAAGUCUUAAUAUAAUGUAUAGUUUUUGUUUUUCCUUAACUGUUUUAUUCAACAUUACGUAGCCGUAGAUUCACUCCACACACACACUAAUACUUACAUACAUGUCUAGGGAAUCAGGAAGAAGCUGUAAUGAGACUUGGUUUUCAUAUUGCACAGUCACUCUCCACUGAAUGUCACUGACCAUCGUCGAACUUUAGUUGCAACCUUUUAUCGUGAAGUAACCGUCGACUUUCUACCUGUUUUUCCUUGUCUAUAUAUAUUGGAACGGUCAAUAGAGUAUUUUUUUAUAAUGGUUUUCUUUUUUGAUAUUUUUCUCAAUUUUUAUAAGUGAAUUUCCUAAAAAAAAAACAAACACCAGGAACGAUCGGUACUUCCAUUUUAACCGUACCAGGUCCGCGCCAUUAAACCGCCGGCGCCGGUUUCUGUCACCGUGGGUCCGCGUUGAUCUUCCUUUUUCUCUCUCGGACCCGAGACCAAACUUGCAGCAGCAUUUGUGAAAAUUUUGAUAAUGUUUUGAAGAUGUUUUAGUCUGUGCUUAUUUAAUAAUAAUAAUAAUAAUAAUGAUAAUAAUAAUGCCUGUGUAGCCCGUGUUGUGUUAUUUUAUGUUCUCUGGUUUGUUGUUAUCUGAUUUACUGUCUCACACAAUCUGGAAUGUGAAAUUGUUGUGACGUAGAACUUAAAAGAUAGUUGGACUGGAAGCUCAAUAAAACCCGUGCUUGCAUUUAAAAAA